Cololabis saira (Pacific saury) is the source of this 2178-nucleotide messenger RNA. Its product is annotated as vang-like protein 1. Gene Ontology annotation, biological process: multicellular organism development. Gene Ontology annotation, cellular component: plasma membrane. Lineage: Eukaryota; Metazoa; Chordata; Actinopteri; Beloniformes; Belonidae. The record is from RefSeq and is a predicted model, not a curated record.
AUGCAGACCCUCUAUUUGGAGAAAUAUGACGACAGGAUCACUGGAGUUUUACCCUCAGCUUCCUCUUUCCAUGUUCACACGCUGUCCCCCACCGGCAUGUCUCCGUCCUCCCGUCAUGGCCGGCAUGUGUGGAGCCCACGGCUCCGGCAGCCACAUCAGCCUGUCAUCGGACCGAUGCUGCGGGUGACGGCCUCAGGAAGGCGGCGGGAGACAGCUGUCAAUCACACGGCUUCCUCCCCGCCCCCUGCAGGCAGGAUGUCCUCUGUGUUAUGGGAGCGAAGCCGGGACCGCCACAAGCCGCACAGCAAAGACAGCCGCUCUGAAAAGUCUGUAACGAUCAACACGCCGCCGGCGGAGCCGCCUGGGGACUCGGCCGUCCGGGGGGAGCAGGUUCAGGAUGACAACUGGGGCGAGACCACCACCGCCAUCACCGGCACCUCGGAGCACAGCCUGUCCCAGGAGGACAUCGCUCGCAUCACCAAGGACCUGGAGGACAGCGUGGGGCUGGACUGCCGGCGCUACCUGGCCCGGACCCUGGCGGUGAUCCUGGGCCUGCUGGUGUUCCUCACGCCGGUGGCCUUCCUGGUCCUCCCCCACAUCCUCUGGCCGGAGAAGCUGCAGAACUGCGGCACGGCCUGCGAGGGCCUCUUCAUCUCCGUGGCCUUCAAGCUGCUCAUCCUGCUGCUGGCCGUGUGGGCGCUGUUCUGCAGGCCGGCGCGGGCCGGCCUCCCGCGGGUCUUCGCCUUCCAGGCUCUGCUCGCCGUGCUGGUCCUGCUGUUCGUCAUCUCUUACUGGCUCUUCUACUCGGUCCGAAUCCUGGACUCACAGGACGAGAACUACCAGGGCAUCGUGCAGUACGCCGUCUCGCUGGUGGACGCGCUGCUCUUCAUCCACUACCUGGCCAUCGUGCUGCUGGAGCUGCGGCAGCUGCAGCCGCGCUUCUGCGUGAGCGUCACCCGCUCCACGGACGGAGAGAUGAAGCACUUCAACCUGGGGCAGCUCAGCAUUCAGCGGGCGGCUCUGGCCAUCAUAGAGCAUUACUACAGCGACUUCCCGGUCCACAACCCGGCGCUGCUCUCGGCCUCCAAGUCCCGCGCCGCCAAGCACCUGGCCGGCCUCAAGGUCUACAACGUGGAUGGUGAGUUCCCAGCAGCCCCCGCUGAGGGUCCAGGGAACAGCGCAGCAGCGGGGCUGGCGCACUCCCAGUCCAGGGCCAUGAUCGCCGCCGCCGCCCGCCGCAGGGACACCAGCCACAACGAGCUGUACUACGAGGAGGCCGAGCACGAGAGGCGCGUCCGCAAGCGGAAAGCACGGCUGGUGGUGGCGGUGGAGGAGGCCUUCACCCACAUCAAACGCAUGCAGGAGGACGAGCAGAAGAAGACCCCGGGGGACGUGAUGGACCCACGGGAGGCGGCCCAGGCCAUCUUCCCCUCCAUGGCCCGGGCCCUGCAGAAGUACCUGCGGACCACCAAGCAGCAGCACUGCCACAGCAUGGAGAGCAUCCAGCAGCACCUGGCCUUCUGCAUCACCCACAACAUGACGCCCAAGGCGUUCCUGGAGAGCUACCUGGCCCCGGGGCCGACCCUGCAGUACAGCCGGGACCACUGGCAGGCCCGGCAGUGGACGCUGAUCAGCGAGGCGUCGGUCACCAGCGGCCUGAGCGACGGCGCCGUCUUCCUGCUCAAGUGUGUGGACUUCAGCCUGGUGGUGACGGCCCGGAGCCUGCCCUACAUCCAGCUCUCCGAGGAAUACAUCGACCCCAAGUCCCACAAGUUUGUCCUGCGGCUGCAGUCCGAGACCUCCGUCUAGGACGCCCUCCGUCUCUCACUCCUCACCACGACUCGCUCACGUCUUUCCUUCUGGGUUUGAAGUUUUUGAUUUUGUACUUUUAUAUAUAUAUAUAUAUUAUAUGAAUCUAUAUAUCACUUGUCCAAAUGUACUGAUCUGUAAAUGUAUGAGGUGGAUGAAAGGAAGCGUUGCUCGCCAGGAUUUGGUCACCUUGGUUACGGUUGUGUGCACAUACUGUAUGUUUGGGUGUGUGGAUGUGUAUCGUUUUUGUGUCGACACAAUCAUUCGUUGCAAUCUGAGACGCUAAAGCCAAACACAGCUGGAGCCAGACGUGCUGGGGGUUCCUGGAACACUGCAAAAACUCAGAAUCUUAACAAGAAUAUUUGACUU